AUUUUUGGAAUUUAGUUUAUUUUGACAUCGCGUUCGUGGCAAGUUGUGUGAUAGCGAAUAAUUAUUGUUUUCAUUAUCGAGAAUUUGUAUUUUAUUUCUAUAAAAGAAAUUACUAUAAUUAUUCGUUUGGAAGCUAUGAACACUUUACGGCUUUUCGGGGGUGUAGAAGGUGGUGCAACACACUCAAACUUGGUGAUUUGCGAUGAAACAGGCAAAGUUAUUAGUAAAUCUAAAGGCCCUGGAACAAAUCACUGGAAUCUUGGCAUAGACGAGUGUGCAAAACGAAUUAUUCAAAUGCUCCACACGGCGAAGGAUGAAGCUGGUAUUCGGAGGGACAAACCUAUUGAUUCUUUGGGUUUGACGCUGUCCGGUUGUGAGCAAGAGAGCAGUAAUGCUGAUUUAGCUAGACGGGUCAAAGAGCUGGAUGAAUACAGCGCACAUGCCAUCUUUGUAGCUUCAGACACAGCCGGGUCACUUUUCACCGGCGCCCCAAAUGGUGGAAUGGUUCUUAUUGCUGGCACGGGAUCAAACGCGUUGUUAAGAACACCAGAUGGUCAACAAUUUGGGUGUGGAGGCUGGGGUUACCUUCUCGGCGACGAAGGCGGUGCGUAUUGGAUUGCCCACCGCGCUGUUAAAAUAAUAUUCGACGAUUGUGAUGGUUUUCGGCCAGCUCCUCACUCGACAACAAGGCUUUGGGAGACAAUAAAAAAUUAUUUCAAGGCAGAUUCGCGAGCAGAUCUAUUGCCGCAUGCGUACAAACAUUUCGAGAAGUCAUUUUUUGCUGGUCUAACAGCAAAACUGUCAGCUCUAGCAGAUGAAGGCGACGCUCUAUCCCAGCAUAUAUUUGCUGAUGCGGGCGCUGCACUAGCUUCGCACGUGGCUGCGCUCGCGUCUCGAAGCCAGAAUGGAACUAGGCCAUUCGAAAAUGGCUUGAGGAUUGUCUGCGUGGGAUCCGUGUGGAAAAGCUGGCAUGCGCUUGCGCCGGGUGCGUUAAGUGCGCUUGCUGCGAGACGGCUAAGCAUAGACCUAGAGCUAGUGCGCCUGCGCGUCUCAAGCGCAAUGGGUGCAGCCUGGUUGGCUGCUAAACACGUGAACUACAAUUUGCCGCGGGAUGACUCGGCGUUCUGCGAAGUUUUCUACACACACCGGGACAACGGCCGAACAAAUAUUGAUGGGUAUGGAUGUGGUUGUAGCGAAUUUUGGAGCUAAACCUUGUAAAAAAUCUGACCAUAUGUGACUAACGGUAUAAAUACGAAAUAAAUAAAGGUAACUAACUAUAAUUCUUACUAGAUUUUAGAUAUGAAAGUAGGUCUCAACGUGUCAAAACUGGAACCGCAAAAUUCAACCAAUCUUAUCUAUUCCGUGGGACCUUAUUAUCCGACUUCAAAAGAAGGUUAUCAGUUUGACCUGUAUUAUAUAUAUAUUCAGGCUUUUAAGAAUGUGUGCUCAAUACGUCGAGUCGAACGUAUGUAAGUCCACAAAUUUGUGGGAAAUAAAUUAUUGAUUAAUAUACCUAUUCCAGCUUAGAUUACAGGUGUGAUCGGUUCAGUAGUUUUUAAGGUACCCACGCAUUUCUGGAUUUAUAAUAUAGAUAAACUCGUAUUAAUUUUUCGAUUUUAUUUGUCGAAGAUACUGCAUUGAUCUUGUGAUAUUUAAUAGACAAAUAAAUGUAUAUAUGAUAAAAACAUGAUACUAUAAACGUAUAUUACUUACGCACAAUUACUAAGUAUACUUGGUCAGGCUAUCUAUUAAUGUACUCUAUGCCUACUUUUAUGCUGUCUAAAUAUAAAACAAUACAUAGGAGCUGGCCUCCAUACAAAAUGACUUCGGAAAUCUAUUAAUCAUUUUGAUCUACAUAACAUUUAUAUACUAUUUUACAGAUUAAAUAAUACAUAAUUAGAAUCAAAUUUCAUUUUUGCGCGCAGAAUUAUUGUUUUUAAACAUUUUUUAGAUUUAAUUACUCUGUGAGCCAAGACAACGACGUUAUAUAAGGCUUAAUAAAAAUCAAUUGAAAAGUGUAUUAAGAAAAUAUUUUUGUAUUUAUUUAGAACAUUUAAAAUUAUAUUCUAUAUUUUUGUAUAAUAUUAUUAUUAUAAGACACAUUCGUUAGAUUUAUAAUAAAUAUUGGAUAUAUGGAACUGUUUUGCCAAAUAAGAUCUGAAUUUUUUAGGAUCUGAUAUCGAAUUAUUGUAAAAAAAAUAUUUUUUAUAGUUCCUAUUUCUAAUGUAAAAAGAAUGAUCAUUUGAAAUUGUUAAUUUUCAAUUUAUAGGGACCAAUGUUUUUGUACAUAUCAUAUUUUAUUUUGGACCUCACUUAGCGUUAGAUAUAGAAUAAGUAUUCCCUUUAUAGAUUUAUAAGUAGUGUAUCGUAUUAGUU
This is a messenger RNA of Pieris brassicae (large cabbage white), 2376 nucleotides long. Its product is annotated as N-acetyl-D-glucosamine kinase. Bases 136 to 1209 code for a protein of 357 amino acids. The record is from RefSeq and is a predicted model, not a curated record. NCBI's taxonomy places the organism in Eukaryota, Metazoa, Arthropoda, Insecta, Lepidoptera, Pieridae. The transcript has 7 exons. Gene Ontology annotation, molecular function: N-acetylglucosamine kinase activity.